ACGUAUUGAAGGUUUUGUGCACUACAAAAUAAAAGCAUCUCUCUUCUUCAAUUCCAUUCCACUCUUUCAUACACUUUUGUUUUAGCGCCUAAUUGCUAUACCGUUCCAUGUCUUACAUUCCCCCACACAAGCGGCAGUCGAAGGACCCUGAUAGGCCCUCACCAAUACCAGAAUCCCUUCCUCGUGAAUUCAGGAGAAAUCUUGAUACGAGUUCAUCCAAAUCUAAUCAAGGAAGAAGCUUUAAGAUUGUCUAUGCAGGCCGGGCUGUAACCUUAUGGUUUGCAGUUGGUUUGGAUGACAACAACCAAUUUCCAUCUUCCGUACAUCUCGAGCCAGUUCCCAUGGAGUUUAUUGAGAGAAAAUUCGGGGGAAAACCCCUUGCUUUGGCGAACCGAAAUCCAGUUGAGAGUGCGCAAGUGGGAGGAAGUUGUAUGAGGAAGCCAUGGGAGUCUAUUGCAGAAAAUGUCCUGCCGAACCUGCUUUCCUCUUUUGAGAAUUUGCGGAAUGAAGUGGUUUGCCAAAAGUUGGAAAGCGUCAAGCCAACGCUGGUUGCUAGAUUUGGGAAAAUUCUUUUUCAUGGAAGCCCUUCAAUCAGCCAGGAAACUACCACAAUGGAUUUGGCUGGAGAAACCACAUUGAGAAAAUUGAAAAGAUCAUUUUACACAAGUGUUCCUAAUUCAUUCGCGGAAAACAUCAUGGGGGAAGUUGGCAGAAAGAUUGAAGUUGACUUUGAAGAAGAGAAAGAUUUAUACCAUGUGAAGUUGUCUGAUGCCACACAACCGGAUUCAACUCUUUCUUGCAAAUGUAGUGUGAUGAAAGAACAUAAAAAGCUUCAGCUUUAUAAGGUUGAACUAAACCCGGUGCGUCACAUGGUUGUGGACACAUCGUGCCUUGAUAAAAGUUUAGACCUAAGGCUGAUGCUAUACACCAAGGGCAUCUUAACAGCUCUCACUGAUGAAGAGAUGGAAAGCAUUAGAAAUCUGAUUAAUUCUGCAGUUUUAGAUCCAGAUGUGAAGGGUGGGUUGAGAUGGCCCCUGGGUUUUGCGUCUUCUGGAAAUAGAUUUUCUGUGGUUGGGGUUUGGCACACAAUAGCAAAAGCCUAUAAAAGUCCAUCAAGGAGGCUGAAGGUGAGACAUGCUGAUAGAUUUGAUUUUAGAACUUCAACUGGGGAAGCUUCAAGGGAGAUAAGUUUGAAGGUUAAAAACAUCGUCUCAUUAUUACAGGAAGAGACAGUGGAGAUUAGUUCGGUUUCGGAUAUGCUUAAAGACACCCUAAGGUUGAUAUGGGAUCUCAUGCUGUGAAGGCUUUCUAACAUGAAAUAGCACGUUGCAGGCUGCCCGUCCUCUCCCUAUGUUUUUUUGUGCUUUUUUUUUUUUUUGGUGUUUUUUGUUUUUUUUUUUUUUUUUUUUUGUUUUGUUUUGGUUUUUGUGUUUUUGUGUUUUUUUGUUUUUUUUUCAGUGUUAAUAGUGUAUAUGCUUACAUUUUAUGGCCAAAACAUUUAGUUGUACGUUUGACUCUAUUUCUCUUAUUGAUUGGUCACCUUUUAGAUA
Messenger RNA from Alnus glutinosa, 1550 nucleotides. RefSeq lists its product as uncharacterized. NCBI's taxonomy places the organism in Eukaryota, Viridiplantae, Streptophyta, Magnoliopsida, Fagales, Betulaceae. Bases 108 to 1301 code for a protein of 397 amino acids. The transcript has 7 exons. The record is from RefSeq and is a predicted model, not a curated record.